This is a messenger RNA of Notechis scutatus (mainland tiger snake), 925 nucleotides long. The record is from RefSeq and is a predicted model, not a curated record. NCBI's taxonomy places the organism in Eukaryota, Metazoa, Chordata, Lepidosauria, Squamata, Elapidae.
AUGUCAAAUGCGCGCUACAUGCACAUGUGCGCUACCAGCUCCGGCAAGCAUUUACCUUCUCCAGCUGACGAAUGGCACUCAGCUGUGCCGGGUAAAGCAACUAAGGAGGAAAAUGCAGCCACUAAAGGACAGCCUAGAGUCCGGGAAGUUGGUAUUACAAAUGUGGAUCUCUUUACUGUGGAUAAAGAUCAGAGCAUUGCACCCAAAACUACCAGGGUCACUUACCCAGCCAAGGCCAAAGGAUCAUUCACAGCUGACAGCCAUCAAAAUUUCGCCUUGUCCUUUCAAUUGGUUGACGUGAACACUGGAGCAGAAUUAAUCCCUCACCAGACUUUUGUACGGCUUCACAAUCAAAAAACUGGGCAGGAGGUGGUGUUUGUUGCAGAACCAGACAGCAAAAACAUCUACAAGUUUGAACUGGAUACUUCUGAGAGAAAAACUGAAUUCGAUUCAGCCUCUGGAAUAUACACUCUUUAUUUGAUCAUUGGUGAUGCCACUCUGGAAAACCCAAUCCUCUGGAAUGUGGCUGAUGUUGUCAUCAAAUUUCCAGAAGAAGAUGCCCCAUCUACAGUCCAGUCAAAAAGCCUUUUCACUCCUAAACCUGAGAUACAGCAUUUGUUCAGAGAACCUGAGAAGAGGCCUCCCACUGUUGUAUCAAACACAUUCACAGCGAUGAUACUCUCCCCACUGCUUUUGCUCUUUAUACUGUGGAUAAAGAUUGGGGCCAAUAUUUCUAACUUCAGCUUUGCUCCAAGUACCAUUAUCUUCCAUCUGGGUCAUGCAGCAAUGUUGGGGCUCAUGUACAUUUACUGGACUCAGCUCAACAUGUUUCAAACGCUGAAGUACCUGGCUCUCCUUGGCAGCCUCACCUUCCUAGCAGGCAAUAGAAUGUUGGCUCAAAAAGCAGUGAAAAGAACACGCUAAU